AUGAUAAUAGUGUCUGGCAAUGUGACUCUAUUCGAUUCGAUUCAUCAAACGCUGGAUUCUGGUGAAACUUGGCAAGAGUGUAUGGCCGUGUGUCUGCACGAUGCGGCGUGUGUGGUAAGUGAAGAGGUUGUGGCUCAACAGCCACACAUUUUAAUGAAAAAUUAGCAACUACAAAGGUGUCGGGCACAAAAUUUCGAUUGCAGCUCGUCGUGCGGCAGCAAUCCUCCGCGUGUUUGUUAUUCCGAGCCGGAGCCGUCAAAAUGGUGCAGAAAACGGACGUGUAUUCGGGAAAUGUGGUGGCCUUCAAACGCACUGUGCCAUCCUCCGAUUCGUGUCCCGUUGAAGAUGAUCCGCCAAUGUUCGGCGUGGCCACUGUUACCGUGAGCGUGGAUGGGCGAGACUGUUUUAGAGUUUUGUUUUUGUGGCAUUGCAGGAGACGACGGACACUGGCGACUACACCCUGAGCCGUACGACCGACACUGCCGGCAACACUCUAUGGAUCUACAACUUCACAUGCGCCUCCGACUCGUUUGUGUCGAUUCGAGGACUCAACACCGUCUGCAUCUCGGCCAGACUCUUUCCCGAUCCGUAUUGUAGGAUCAAGAUGGACGCGGACGUUUUGUGCGGCGCCGAUGGUGGCGUCGGAAUGUCCGGGCCGUAUAAUAGCGCCGAACAAACUGUUAUCAGUGGUACGUUUAUCGAUGCAUAUCGAUAAGACGCUCAAAUUUCAGCAAUUUUUACCGCAAAAGUGUCUGCGUUCAGUUCGAGUGUGAAGAAUUUGGGGUAUACUUGGUAUAACGCGUGGGUCGACGGCACGAGACAGGGACCGAAUGAGGGCAGAUACUCGAAUUACACGGCCACAGACAACACUCUGAACAACACGGACGGAUACAGUUGGUCGACGGGACAGGUUUUCUUGAAAGGCAGAGAUAUCUGUGUCUAUUUGGACAGUGCUAUAUUCAGUGCAAAGUUGGUUUGCAGAAGUUAUCGAUUAAUUUUCUAAUUUUUGUUUGUUUGCAGCUGUAACCUCACCCAACUAGUCUCUUCUUCGUGUUUCCGUGGCGCCAUCUGCAGGACGUUGCCGAUUCUCGAAUAA
Molecule: messenger RNA, 1096 nt
Organism: Caenorhabditis sp. 36 PRJEB53466
Lineage: Eukaryota; Metazoa; Nematoda; Chromadorea; Rhabditida; Rhabditidae
Source: the annotation of a GenBank genome assembly